UAUUUAGAAAAUAAGUCACGUGAUAAGCCCAAGUAGUAUAUAAACCUAGAAAUAUGUUCUGAAAAUCAUUCAAAGUAAUUCCUUUGCAUACGGAAAAACCAAAAAUGUUCAAGCUCGCACUUUUGGUCUGUGCUCUGGCACUUAUCCAGUCCAUUUCUGCUCAAUGCUGCGGACCGUAUAACGGAUUUGAUAUCGGAUGUGGCUGUGGGUGUGGAGGCAUCGGUCCAUUCGCCGGUCCAUAUGACGGCAUCGGUCCAAUCGGCUUGUGUGGUGGUUUGGGACCCGCUGCGCUCGCCGCGUCCAACGGAGGAGGCCUAGUAACAACUAGCUUCUCUCCCAUCGCCCCUACAGGAGUAUCCAUGACUACAGAGACCUGUUAUGAAGGACCGCUGGCUGUGGCUGGUGCUAUGCCGUUCCUAGGCGCGGUAGCCCUUGAAGGCGCUCUGCAAACUGUGGGUGGUGGUGCGGUCGCUUAUGGUUGCGGAAACGGUGAAGUUGCUAUCAUCAGCGAGGACAUCGCAGCUCUAGGACCUUACGACGGAAUCGCUGGACCUUACGGAUUUGCUGGGCUUUACGGCUUUGACGGUCUUGGUUACGGCUUCGGAGGACGUUACGGCUUUGACGGUCUUGGUUGCGGCUUCAAUGGACUUUACGGCUAUGAUGGUCUUGGUUGCGGCUUCAACGGACUUUAUGGCUUUGACGGUCUUGGUUGCGGCUUCAAUGGACUUAACGGCUUUAACGGUCUUGGUUACGGAUAUAAUGGUCUUGGUUGUGGCUUCAAUGGACUUUACGGCUACGAUGGUCUUGGUUGUGGCUUCAAUGGACUUAACGGCUUUGACGGUUUUGGUUGCGGCUUCAAUGGGCUGAACGGUCUUGGUUACGGCUUCGCUGGUCGUGGUUGCGGCUGCGGCUGUGGCUGCAGUGGACGCUUGUGCUAAAAUGUGAUCUUGGCUCUCUUCUUUUGGUACCCUCUUUUUUCCGUUCUUUCUUCCUACUUUUUUUUUCUUUCAUCUUCUAUAGUUAUCUCAACCUACCUAAAGCUCAAAUUCUCUAAAUCAAUCUUAACCUACCUAAAAGUCAAGUUCCCUAAAUUAACCUAGAUCAAUUACUUAGAAGAGCUUUCAAACUCUCUAAUUAUUAUAUUUAUUAGACGCAUGCUACCAGGGAGCAUACAUCGACAGGAUGAUUUAACACUUUAGAGAGCUGAUACAAACAUCCACUGACAGUUUUUCCAUUCCAUCAGCCUGUUAUUGCGUCCACUGCUGUACAUAUGCCUUUUCAAGAGCGUGCCACUAAACACGGUCCUCCACCUUCCUCAACCACCCAUUUCUCACCACCUUCUUCAGAUCAUGGGUUCAACGGACUGUAGUUCGUCCUACACUGCACUUACCACUAACAGUGACUGGUGGUAGUGAUUUCUGGACGCAGAGUCUCUAGGCGCGUGAAGCGGUAUUAAUUAUAGAAAAAAGCUACCUGGUUAUAUUCUAGAACCACCAUCGUUCGGUCACCCAUUGAACCACCGACUUGAAUCAACGUUGGACACAAGCGCAAUUGAUUAAUCUGUCAAACUCUCUAAAUAAUUGUCCACAAUACAGCGCAUGGUACCAGGGUAUUACAGCUCAACAGGAGUGUUAAUGACAUCAGCGUGGCUGCGGAACCUGGCCAUAUCGCGGGUUUUGAACCCUUUACGGGGUCCUAAAGUCUUGGACGUUACUAUAACGGGCUUGCUGGACCCUACGGAUUCGCUGAACUUUACGGCAUUGACAGUCUUGGUUACGGCUUCGCUGGAACUUACGGCUUUGACGGUCUUGCUUACGGCUUUACUGGACCUUAGACCGCGGAUACACCUGUAAGUUAUACUCACGUAAUUAGCUUACAUGAUUAAUUUACGACAAAUUUACUAAUGUAAACAUUCUCUUAUAAGUACAUUUGCAUUAGUAAAUUUGUUGUCAAUUAAUUUCGUAAGUUACUUCCGUGAGUAAAACUUACAGGUGUAGUCGCGGACUUACGGCUUUAACGGUCUUAUAGGCUUCGUACCGGACCAUUUUACUGAAUGUAAUUUUGGUUUUAAUGAUUUUAAUAAACAAAUUUUGAAUUCUUGCA
Maniola jurtina (meadow brown) is the source of this 2103-nucleotide messenger RNA. Its product is annotated as chorion class B protein PC401-like. Lineage: Eukaryota; Metazoa; Arthropoda; Insecta; Lepidoptera; Nymphalidae. Gene Ontology annotation, molecular function: structural constituent of egg chorion. Gene Ontology annotation, biological process: multicellular organism development; chorion-containing eggshell formation. The transcript has 2 exons. Gene Ontology annotation, cellular component: egg chorion. The record is from RefSeq and is a predicted model, not a curated record. The coding region runs from base 105 to 938 and encodes 277 amino acids.